AUGUCGUCCUACAAAGAAUCUUACAUGCCACAAAAGAAGAGACUCAGAUUUGCGAGAAAUUCAAACGUUACAUACUGGUCAGAAGAGCUUCAGCAGAACAUGACGGGCCGUGUAACAGAGCUUGAUCACGACAAUCUCGCUUAUACAAUCAGACGAGAAUCGGGCGUGACGGAAAAGGUCGAGGAGCAUCACGUUAUAGCGGCGCAAGCGACGUACUGA
Molecule: messenger RNA, 219 nt
Organism: Serendipita indica DSM 11827
Lineage: Eukaryota; Fungi; Basidiomycota; Agaricomycetes; Sebacinales; Serendipitaceae
Source: the annotation of a GenBank genome assembly